AUGCCUCCUGACCCACGCGAUACUAUGCUGAGCAGGCUCGAGCCUCUUGACCCAAACAAUUACAUCAUGGCCCUUAGCGCAGGUAGCGAUCAAUUUAUUGGCAGUCCUAACGGCUACAAAGCCACGUACAUACCAUCGGAUGUGUUAUACCCUCUCUUUACCGGACUCGUUAAACGAAUCACAUGGGCUUCCUUGAGAUGUAUCCCUAACUCUUUCUUUUUCGAGCUCGAGCUGAUCGAUGGACGAUUCGCAUGCAGAAUUGGUACACACAUACCGCCAGCCUUGACAGAUUUCCUGCUGAAUUUUAUGAAAUCGAAAACCCACUUACCUUAUUUGCGGAUACGGUAUGGAGCAAACGAUUCUUUCGUUGCAUGGUCAAAGAAAGUCUGGAUUUACUCCAAAGUUCCACCACAGCUCAUUGUUAGAUUGCAGCAAAUUAGUUCGUACUCAAACACAAAGUAUAACGUUACCAAGGGUGAUGGCGACGUAGGUUGGAGCUUUGCUGCAUAUUCUGUUAGCUCUGCAUGGUAUGAGAUGUGGGCGGAUCUGGAAAUGGACGAGCGGGCAAGCAUAAUUGCAGAGGAGCUUGCUCAUGUUACCAUCAGUCCGUACUCAGAAAAGGGAGAAACAUUUGCCUUCAUCAAAAAGACUAUACCAGGCAUAGAGCCACCGUUCAUCGUUCAUUUUGAGGGAGAGCAAACAUAUUCCAACUUCACUUUCGACAAGAACAACACGACUGCCCCUCCAAAGAGAUAUCCUCGGCUCGAGAACUUGGAUGAUCGCGACUUUCGGGUAGCUAUCAGCAAGAAGAAGAUUCGCCGACGUCGUACAAACGACCCAUGGGAUUUGGACCUGAAGAAGGGCGAGAAACUUCUGGUUCUGCGGGACAUGGAACCUCCUGGAUUAACCUUUUGGGACGACAAAGUAGAUCAAGAUCCUAAAGCGGCAUACGCCAGAUUCAUGGAGGACCUCGGUAAUGUACCAAGGCGGAAUGCAAGCCGGAAAAGCAAGACGAGCUCCUGUUGGGGAUUUGUAUUCACGAUCUACUGGUACUGCUCGAGGGUUCCGGUAGGUUUUUGUACGAGCGGCUCAAGGAAGGCCGCAACCUCUGGCAUCCGGAUAGGUUCGCCCGGUUCUGCAAGCCUGAAGAAGCCGAGCGGCUGA
Molecule: messenger RNA, 1164 nt
Organism: Bipolaris oryzae ATCC 44560
Lineage: Eukaryota; Fungi; Ascomycota; Dothideomycetes; Pleosporales; Pleosporaceae
Exons: 6
Coding region: 1-1164 (387 amino acids)
Source: RefSeq, a predicted model, not a curated record